GUCUGGUCCGCCGUCCGCACUUCCGGGGCCGACUUCCGGCAGCAGCGGGGGCAGUGGUUUCGCGAAACCAGUAGCCUGUGUUCCACGCCAUGGCGUCUCCAAGCGCCGGGCCGGCGGAGCUGGGCUUCGUGGAGGCGGUGCCGUCGUGGCGGCUGCGCAGCGAGCAGUUUCCCAGCAAGGUGGGCGGCCGGCCGGCGUGGCUGAGUGCGGCCGGGCUGCCCGGGCCCCCGGAGCUGGCCUGCCCGCUGUGUGGCCGCCCGAUGGCGUUCCUGCUGCAGGUGUACGCGCCGCUGCCGGGCCGCGCCGACGCCUUCCACCGCUGUCUCUUCCUCUUCUGCUGCCGGACGCCGCCGUGCUGCUGCGGCCUGCGCGUUUUCAGAAACCAGCUGCCCAGGCGAAAUGACUUCUAUUCCUAUGAGCCGCCUUCUGAGGAUCCUCCGUCAGAGACGGGAGAGUCUGUGCAUCUCCAGCUCAAGUCUGGUGCACAUCUCUGCAGAGUUUGUGGCUGUUCAGGCCCCAAAAGAUGCUCCAGAUGUCACAAGGCACAUUAUUGCAGUAAGGAGCAUCAGAGUCUGGACUGGAGAUUAGGACACAAGCAGGCUUGUGCACAGACAGAUAAUUUGGACAGUACAGUUCCAGAUCACAACUUCCUUUUUCCAGAAUUUGAAAUUGUAAUAGAAACAGAAGAUGAGAUUAUACCUGAAGUUGUGGAAAGAGAUGAUGAAUCAGAGAUUAUAGGAACCAUGGGUGAAGCGCAUGAGGAAGAAUUGGAAUCCAUGGCAAAACAUGAAUCUAGGGAAGAUAGAAUUUUCCAGAAGUUCAAAACUAAAACAUCUCUUGAACCAGAACAGAUUCUCAGAUAUGGCAGAGGGAUUGCCCCGCUCUGGAUCUCCGGUGAAAAUAUCCCUCAAGAAAAGGAUAUUCCAGAUUGCCCCUGUGGUGCUAAGAGAUUAUUUGAAUUCCAGGUCAUGCCUCAGCUGCUCAACUACCUGAAGGCGGACAGACUGGGCAGGAGCGUCGACUGGGGUGUCCUGGCCAUCUUCACCUGUGCCGAGAGCUGUAAACUGGGCAUUGGCUACACAGAGGAAUUUGUUUGGAAGCAAGAUAUAACAGAUGCAGCCUAAAGACAAUGGUGUGAAGCCUUAAAAUAUUCAUAAUCUCUUUUACCUUGCAGUUCCAUUUCUAGAACUUUAUCCUAAGGAAACAGUUGUACCAGAGAUACACAGAGGUAGUUUUAGGUGUUGUUUACAUUGUCUGAAUGUUAGACAGACAUGUCCAGCGGCAGGGAGUUGAAUAAAUUUUGGUGUAUCUAUCUAGCAGGAGGCUACCGUCUUAACGAUACAGACCUAUAUGCAGAUCAAGUAAAAUAGACAAAACCAUCCAUGAACCAUGUAUAUGCCACCUGUAGACCACCCCGUCUAUAUACCAGCUCAUCUUAGACCACCCCAUCUAUAUAGCAGCUCACCUUUAGACCACCCCAUCUUUAGACCACCCCAUCUAUUAGACCACCUCAUCUAUAGACUAACCAAUCUGUAAGACCACCCCAUCUAUAGACCACCCCAUCUAUAGACCACCCCAUCUAUAAGACCACCCCAUCUUUAGACCACCCGAUCUGUAAGACCACCCCAUCUAUAGACCACCCCAUCUAUAAGAUCAUUAUAGAUGGUGAAGGUUUUGUAAAAAUAUACAUGUGUAUGUAUAUCAAAAAUCAGAAAGAUACUAGAUGUGAACUCAGCAGUGGAACCAAGAACUUUUUACUUAUGUUCAAAAUGAAUUUUUUACUUUUGACUUAUAUUUAAAACAAACUAAAAUCUCUUUACUUAUUUUUUUUACAAUAUAAACAGAUUAUGUGCCUAAUUAAGUCAAACUAUCACUCAGAGCAUCUUCCCCCUAAAAUUUGCAAAAUUCAAGAGAAAAAUAUUUGGGUAAAACCCCAAAAGACAUGUAUAAUAACCAGGUGAUUGUCACAGGCUCCAGUUUACAUGGAAGCCCAGAAUGUGAGAAAAUUCUGAACCCCAUUCACUAAUUGGACUUCCCUGGUGGCUCAGACAGUAGAGCGUCUGCCUACAAUGUGGAAGACCUGGGUUUGAUCCCUGGGUCAGGACAAGGAUCCCUGGAGAAGGAAAUGGCAACCCACUCCAGUACUCUUGCCUGGAAAAUCAUUCACUAAUCACUAAUCAUUGACUAAUUAGUACAGUGAAUGGGAUACCCACCAAUUCUGAAGGCAACAGUUAGCAGGAUCAGAAAAGUCAGUAGAUUCGUAAUCAGAAGACUGACUUGGAAAAGCUCUACCUCAAAACUGACCUUAGCCAGUGGCACUGCUUACAGACCCGAGACGGAAAGGCAAGAGUGACGGUUUUCUCUUUCCAUCUGCCUGCCUCAGCACUGCCCAGGUAGCAGGUAAACCCGAGGAAUGAUUUGGAAUCAGCCACUGGAAUUUCUCUGGGUUGGGCCCCAGGGAGUGUUGGACCUAAGAGAGGCCCUGAAGAGGCUUUCAAAUGAGGGAUAUUCUGUUCACACAAGUGGUUCCUAAAUCAGUGUUAAGGCUCCUUUCCACCCAAGCAAUAUACAGUUACAGAUACACUUGAGAUAAUUCCCAGUUCUCUUAGCAGCAGUGAAGCCUGCCCAGCACUAAGGCAAACCUGAAGACAUCGCUGUUGACCGCUGCUUAAAGACCAACAGCUAAUUCUGGUUAAUGGCCCUGCUAACCUUGAAAUGCACUGCCACCAUAAACACAGCUUAGAACAGCCUGCCAUCACUUGCUAAUAUCACUGGCGAUUACUUCAUUGUACUUUUGUAUCAGGAAGUCCUAGCCUUUUACUCGGUUUUAUGUGGAUAGUAGUGUUAGUACUGUAGUGGUGCUAGGCACUCAGUCGUGUCCGACUCUGCAGCCCCAUGUACUGUAGCCCGCCAGGCUCCUCAGUCCAUGAAAUUAUCCAGGUAAGAAUACUGGAAUGGGUGGCCAUCCCCUUCUCCAGGGGAUCUUCCCAACCCUAGGAUCAGACCCAGGUCUCCCACAUUGCUGGGGGAUUCCUCACCAUCUUGAGCCACCAGGUGUGUGUGAGUGUGUAAUUCAUACAAAGAUGUGUAUAUAAAAUAGUUAAACGUAGCAAUCUAUGCAGAACUGCAGUAUGGAAUCCCAUGGAGAGACUGUUGAAUCCAACUUUCAGAGGGAGAGAAUGGCAUUACAGUCCUGGAGCCAGGAGUGCUGAGUCAGCGAGGAUCACCGUAACUAAGGGGACACAGCCUGGGGCUACUGAGACAAUAUGGUAGGAGUCACACACUUGGCAGGAAGCUCACUGGAGAACUGAUCUACUGCGACCUUCAUAGUCCAAACUCACUCAGAUGCACGUUUGCCAAAACAGGACAGCACCCUGACUGCUAAGGACUUUUUAAGUGAAUUCACUGUGGUCUAUUUGGAGACAUCCCUGGAUGUCUACAUACACAGGCUUGCAGGCGUGUGGUAAUCAGCCAAGCUACUUUAGGUAUAUAUUCCUGCCAUGGUCUGGAGAUGACAGUGAGUUCACAGGGCAUUUCCACUUGGAUACAGACAUCCAAAUCACAGCACUGACUUGGCAGCCAUGUCCAAAAACAGCAGCUAGUUGAAAUAACUAAAAAAUUUAAAACUUAGAUUAAAAAAGUAACUCAGUUGUCCCUAGAAAUGUGAAGACACGUUUACAAACCUUAACGACCAUGAAAUGACUGACGCAGGACCCAGCAGCUGCUCCUGCAGAGGACGUCAAACUGCCAGAGCACAUGCCCCACCAUCCCCCCAGCCUGGGCUUGGCCUGGACACCGGCGGACCAGGCAGCUUACCCCACUGCAGAAAGCAGUGCAUCCACCCCCUCUUAUUUCAGAUGCUGAUGCCGGUCUCAUCCUUCAACAGUUCAGAGAUUACAGUGAAAAAACGUUUCAGUGCUUUUGAUAAUCAUAUUGGUGGUGGUAGUCUGUUGUUCUAACUCAUCAUCCCUUGUGUCUUUAAAAAUUAAGGGUUCUAAGCAUAAAAUACAUUAACACAGAGCUGAUGGGGUACACAUGUAUACCUGUGGCUGACUCACGCUGAUGUAUGGCAAAAACCAUUAUAACACUGUGAAGUUAUUAUCUUCCAACUAUAAUAAAUUUAAAAAUAAUACAGAGCUGACUAAAAGCCCUGUAGUCUGGAUUGGAUGUAUUAAUAUGAACACGAGGCAUUUUUAUCUUGAGAAAUUUUAAAGGGAAAAUAAGCACUUAUCCUGCUAUGUGAAGUAUAUCACUAUAAAUAAAGUUUUCCAACAAAUAAUGAAAAAA
Messenger RNA from Capra hircus (goat), 4287 nucleotides. RefSeq names its product programmed cell death 2 (gene PDCD2). The record is from RefSeq and is a predicted model, not a curated record. The transcript has 6 exons. NCBI's taxonomy places the organism in Eukaryota, Metazoa, Chordata, Mammalia, Artiodactyla, Bovidae. The coding region runs from base 90 to 1124 and encodes 344 amino acids. Gene Ontology annotation, cellular component: nucleus; cytoplasm.